CCCACCUUAUAUUUCAUCAAGCAUCCCUUUCCUUGGACAUGCAAUUGCAUUUGGAAAAAGUCCCAUUGAAUUUUUGGAAAAUGCUUAUGACAAGUAUGGACCUGUGUUCAGUUUCACUAUGGUUGGCAAGUCAUUCACAUACUUACUGGGUAGUGAUGCUGCUGCUCUACUCUUCAAUAGUAAAAAUGAAGAUUUGAAUGCAGAGGAUGUAUACUCUCGAUUAACUACACCAGUUUUUGGCAAGGGAGUUGCUUAUGAUGUCUCUAAUGCGGUAUUUUUGGAACAGAAGAAGAUGCUCAAAACUGGGCUAAAUAUUGCCCAGUUUAAACAGCACGUAUCUGUGAUUGAAGAAGAAACAAAGGAGUAUUUCAAAGCAUGGGGAGAGAGUGGAGAAAAAGACCUGUUUAAAGCCUUUUCAGAACUUAUCAUUUUGACAGCAAGUCAUUGCUUACAUGGGAAAGAAAUAAGAAGCUUGCUGAAUGAGAAGAUGGCUCAGCUGUAUGCCGAUUUGGAUGGAGGUUUUUCUCAUGCUGCCUGGCUUCUGCCAGGUUGGCUACCUCUGCCGAGCUUCAGACGUCGAGAUCGAGCACACAAAGAAAUAAAGAGUAUUUUCUACAAGGUUAUCCAGAAACGUCGAAAGUCUGAGGAAAAGGAGGAUGACAUACUCCAAACUCUACUUGAUGCUUCAUACAAGGAUGGCCGUCCGCUGACAGAUGAUGAAAUUGCUGGAAUGUUUAUUGGGCUGCUCCUAGCGGGGCAGCACACAUCCUCCACCACUAGUGCCUGGCUUGGCUUCUUCAUAGCCAGAGACAAAUCAAUACAGGAACAGUGCUAUGCAGAACAAAAAGCAGUUUGUGGGGAUGACCUGCCACCAUUAACUUACGACCAGCUCAAGGAUCUCAGUUUGCUGGAUCGCUGCCUAAAAGAAACUUUAAGGCUUAGACCUCCUAUAAUGACCAUAAUGAGAAUGGCCAGAACUCCCCAAACUGUCGCUGGAUAUAGUAUUCCCCCCGGCCAUCAGGUCUGUGUAUCUCCCACUGUUAACCACAGACUCAGAGCCUCCUGGAAAGAUGCUCUAGACUUCAAGCCUGACCGGUAUCUCCAAGAUAACCCAGCAGCUGGGGAGAAAUUUGCGUACGUUCCAUUUGGUGCUGGCCGUCAUCGCUGCAUUGGAGAACACUUUGCUUAUGUUCAGAUUAAGACUAUCUGGUCUACUUUGCUUCGUUUGUAUGAAUUUGAUCUCAUUGAUGACUAUUUUCCAACUAUAAAUUAUACAACAAUGAUACAUACACCUAAUAACCCUGUUAUCAGAUACAAGAGGAGGUCACUGUAAAUUCUGGAGCUAAAACCUUAGUUAGGUUGUGUUUUCUAACAAAACUAACAAACUUUUGAAUAAUAUUGUGACAAAAUGAGUGGCAAAUAGAAACUGUUGCAUCUCCUGUUAGGAAAGCAACAAUAAUCUACCAGCUGCAAAGUCUUUGCAUCAAUUUUGUUUGUUUGCGCACACCCUUUAAUGCUGCU
Messenger RNA from Cariama cristata (Red-legged seriema), 1521 nucleotides. Its product is annotated as lanosterol 14-alpha demethylase. Gene Ontology annotation, molecular function: heme binding; monooxygenase activity; oxidoreductase activity, acting on paired donors, with incorporation or reduction of molecular oxygen. NCBI's taxonomy places the organism in Eukaryota, Metazoa, Chordata, Aves, Cariamiformes, Cariamidae. The transcript is spliced from 9 exons. Bases 119 to 1333 code for a protein of 404 amino acids. The record is from RefSeq and is a predicted model, not a curated record.